AUGGCAUCCUAUGACCUGAUUCCUCGUAUGAUUCCGUAUAUGGAUAGACACCUUGUCUUUCCCUUACUAGAAUUCUUAUCGUUCAAUAAGAUCUAUCCCGAUCAUGAUCUUCUCAAAGCCAAAUAUGAGUUAUUAGCUAAGACCAAUAUGGUCGAUUUUAUCUCAGAAUUGUAUAAACAAAUCCAUAAUACCGACAAAGUGCCAUCAGAAUUUGCCAUUAAAAGACAAGAAGUGCUUCAAACAUUAGAAAAUCUUCAAACAGAAGCACAAAAGGUAUUGGAUAUUAUUGAAAACCCGGAAGUAAUUACGGCUCUUCGUCAGGAUAAACUCCAGAAUCUGCAUUUUCUUAGGGAAAAAUAUGGACUCACAGAUGAAAUGGUUUACACUUUAUAUCAAUUUGCCCAAUUCCAAUAUAAUUGUGGAAACUACGGAGGUGCCUCCUCUCUGUUGUACCAUUUCCGAAUAUUGUCUACAGAUCAUGAGCUCAUCUUGUCUGCUCUAUGGGGAAAGCUUGCAUCAGACAUCUUGGAUCCCAACUGGGAUGCUGACGCUGCGUUAGAAGAAGUCCAAAAGUUGAGAGAAACAAUUGAUCAGAAGAACUUUGCAUCUCCCCUGCACCAGCUCCAACAACGCACGUGGUUUAUCCAUUGGUCAAUUUUUGUGUUUUUCAACCAUCCCAAGGGACGUGACAGCAUCAUUGAUGUCUUUUUCAAUCCUUCUUAUAUCAAUACUAUUCAAACUUCAUGUCCAUGGAUUCUCCGAUAUCUUACCACUGCAGUGGUAACCAACAAACGUCGUAAAAAUAUUUUAAAGGAUUUAAUUAAAAUUAUUCAACAAGAAAGUUAUGAGUAUAGAGAUCCUAUCACAGAAUUUAUUGAAAGCCUUUAUGUUAAGUUCGAUUUUGAAGGCGCACAGCAUAAGUUAAAGGAAUGUGAGGAAGUACUCUCUAAUGAUUUUUUCCUUGUGGCAACAAAAAUGGAAUUCAUUGAAAACGCUCGAUAUUUGAUAUCCGAGACAUAUUGUCGAAUUCAUUUGAAAAUUGAUAUAAGUGGAUUGUCCCAAACGUUGAAUUUAGGUAAAGAAGAAGGUGAAAAAUGGAUCGUUAACUUGAUUCGAGAUACUCGUGUUGACGCGAAAAUUGAUUUCAAAGAGAAUACUGUUAUAAUGAAUCAAAAUCACACUUCCAUUUAUCAGCAAGUUAUUGAAUGCACAAAAGGUCUAUCAUUUAGGUCUCAAGUGAUGUCUUCUACAAUUGAAAAACGUGAGGCUCAUCAAUCUUCUAACGCGGUCGAGGCUGUCGUGGAAUAA
This is a messenger RNA of Acaulospora morrowiae, 1308 nucleotides long. The record is from the annotation of a GenBank genome assembly. Lineage: Eukaryota; Fungi; Glomeromycota; Glomeromycetes; Diversisporales; Acaulosporaceae.